CGCUGGCCACUACCUCCGCCGGCUCCCGCGUAGGGAAGGGGCCGCCUGUCCCCGGCUGGCCAGACCGCCGCCGGGUCCCGUGUGUGGACGGUUCCGCCCCUCCCCAGCCGGCCGGGCCCGCGCAGCCCACCCGCCGCCGGCAUGAUCGGCCAGAAGACGCUGCACUCGUUCUUCCGCGCGCCGCCGCCGCCGCCGAGGAAGCGGGAGCGCUCCCCGGAGCAGGGCGGGGAUGCUGAGGCCAACUUCGCCAAAAAGCUGAAGCUGGUGGAAGAUGAAUCGGGGAAGGCCUCGCCCCGCUCCCCUCCGCUGAGCCCCGAGCAGCAGGAACGGAUCCGCAGGAACAAGGAGGCGGCUCUGCAGAGACUCGCUUCGCGGAGCGUCCCCGCGGGGUUCGGAGAGGGCUGGAGGCGGCAGCUGGCGGGGGAGUUCACUAAGCCCUACUUCUCCCAGCUAAUGGCAUUUGUAGCAGACGAGCGAAAACGUCACACCAUCUACCCACCCGCGCAGCAAGUCUUCACCUGGACGCAGAUGUGCGACAUCACAGAUGUAAAGGUUGUCAUCUUGGGACAAGAUCCUUAUCAUGGACCCGGUCAAGCUCAUGGACUCUGCUUUAGUGUCCAGAGACCUGUUCCACCUCCACCUAGUUUAGAAAAUAUUUACAAAGAGCUGUCUGCAGACAUAGAAGAUUUCACCCAUCCCGGCCAUGGAGAUCUAACUGGGUGGGCCAAGCAAGGAGUACUUUUGCUCAAUGCUGUCCUCACAGUCCGAGCACACCAACCUAAUUCCCACAAGGAAAAAGGCUGGGAACAAUUCACUGAUGCAGUGGUGUCCUGGCUAAACAAUAAUUUGGAUGGACUUGUCUUCAUGUUGUGGGGAGCUUAUGCACAGAAGAAAGGCAGCUCUAUUGACAGGAAACGUCACCAUAUUCUACAGACUGUCCAUCCCUCGCCUCUCUCUGUGCACAGAGGGUUUUUCGGUUGUCGGCAUUUCUCUAAAACCAAUGAACUGCUGAAGAAGUCUGGCAAGAAGCCCAUUGACUGGAGAGCACUCUGAGCUACAAACAUCAAUUUGGGAAUGUAAUCUGAAGUAGCCCUUAUAUCAAGGAUCAUCCCAUUCCUGAAAAAUUGGGUUGGCGUGAGAAUUAUUCUUUAGACUUGGUCUAGCUGAAAAACAAAAUGGCCUACUUUGCAGAAGUGCUACCUUUAAGUAUCUGUUUUACAUACUGUAUAUGUUUAAGGGGAAAACCAGAGUUUGAUAUAAAGAAUAAUGAAACUUCUAGGUUGUUGAACAAAUUUUAAGCAAAAAUCUGUUGAGCCUGUUCUCAAAC
This is a messenger RNA of Mauremys mutica (yellowpond turtle), 1327 nucleotides long. RefSeq names its product uracil DNA glycosylase (gene UNG). Gene Ontology annotation, biological process: base-excision repair, AP site formation via deaminated base removal; base-excision repair. Gene Ontology annotation, cellular component: mitochondrion; nucleus. The record is from RefSeq and is a predicted model, not a curated record. Lineage: Eukaryota; Metazoa; Chordata; Testudines; Geoemydidae. The transcript is spliced from 7 exons. Gene Ontology annotation, molecular function: uracil DNA N-glycosylase activity. The coding region runs from base 142 to 1053 and encodes 303 amino acids.